Corythoichthys intestinalis (scribbled pipefish) is the source of this 1895-nucleotide messenger RNA. Its product is annotated as cell surface glycoprotein 1-like. NCBI's taxonomy places the organism in Eukaryota, Metazoa, Chordata, Actinopteri, Syngnathiformes, Syngnathidae. The coding region runs from base 37 to 1428 and encodes 463 amino acids. The transcript is spliced from 4 exons. The record is from RefSeq and is a predicted model, not a curated record.
GCGCGCGUCGUCAAUGCGUGCGUGCGCUCGGCUGUCAUGGAGCUUCAAGUGGAGCCGAGCGUCGUCGCUGUCACCGCGCUAGCCCUGUUGGUGGCCGCCGCCGUUCUCCUCCGCCGAAGGAAUAGAAAGACCGACUCCCCGGUCGUCCGGUCCCCGUUGACCGCCGCCUCAGUCACGCACGCCGGCGCAGACGAUGAGCCUCCGUCCAGACGUUUGGCAGCUGAGCUUCAGGCGGGCCCACAACCUGAAGCGGUUUCCAGAAAGGAUUCAGAACCUGUUCAAGAAUCCCAGUCAGAAGACAACUUAGUUGAACCAGUUUGCAGAUCAGAACCUGUCUCACAAUCUGCGUCUUUCCAGGAAACUGUUUCAGUGCCAGACCCACUUAUAGAAGCACAGACAAAACCCAUAGUUUCAGAGCUUUUGCCAGAUGAAUUUGGCUCUGAAUCUGAGCUAGUUUUAGCAUCACCUUCAGGGCAGGAAACUGCUGUCGCCGAAUCAGAGCCAGAGCAAGAACCUGUGCUUGACCAACCUUCAACAUCAGAAACAGUCUCUCAGCCAGUACCUGUACUUGAAACGCUUUCAGCACCAGAUCCAGUUCAAGAAACUAAACCUCAGCUAGAACCUCUUUCAACACCAGAACCUGUCCCUCAGCCAGAAUCUUUACAUGAAACACCUUUAGCACCAGAGCCACUUCCAGGAACAGUUACUCAACUAGAGUCUGCCAUAGAACCAUGUUGUACUCUGGAACAAGUCUACAAAUCCACCGUCAACGCUGUACCAGAACAACUUCCGGAUGCAGAAUUGUGCUCCAAACCAAAACCAGAAGUGGUUAUCCAACCCGAAUCUGCCAUAUUAUCCUGUCACACUCUGGAACAAGAUUCUGAAUAUCCCGUUGAAACGGUACCGGAACAACUUCCGGAUGCAGAACCCUCUUCAGAACCAAAACUAGAUGCUGUCGCACCAGUUUCUAUGCCUGCUUCAGUGGCACGUGGGGUCCCAGAAGUAGAGCAGUCCAUAAAACCAGUUUCAGAACUACAGCCUCUUGUCCAGUCAGAACCAGAACCUCACAAUGACCUAAGGGCUGUGCCUGAACAACUUCCAGGGACCGUGGGUGAACCUGUGCAAGUGCUGUCGCUAAGAUCCGAACAGGAGAAACUCCCGGCGGCUGACGUGGUGGCGCCAGCGGACGAGCAAGCGGAACUGGAGCUAAAUGGCGCGGCGGGAGAAGAUGAAAAAGUGACAUUCACGCCUGGAAAGAAAGCCAACAAGAUGGUGACGCUGAUGAGCAAGGAGGAACUGGAGGAAGAGCAAAGGGUGCAACAGGAGCAGUUGGCGGCCAUUUUCUUGCUCCUGAGGGAGAACGCCGAGGCACUGGGCGAGGUGACUGAGGGCGACAUGGAGGAACAGCUUAAGCUCUACUCGCUGUGACCUGCUUGAGUUCCCUUCCAGCGUUUCAACCAGCUUGUUUGCAAAGUGGUAAAAUAGAAACAGAAGUUGUCUUAUUUGAACAAAAAUUGUUGGAAAACAAAGGGUGAGCUUUUUGUUACACAACAACACGACUUCCUUACAAACUGACGCGCUACACGAUGAAGGAACAUUUUGUAGUGCAGUAGGAAUGUGGAGAGAGGUGUCAAUUUUUUCACAUGUACAUUUUAAAGUGUGGUGGGCCAGGAGUGCUAAAAUUAAAUCCUGCACAGCAAUGCCCCCCCACAGUAUUUAAUUAUACAUGCCAUUUUUUUUUUCAUUUAUUCAAAUUUAUUUUGGCUUCUAUAUUUCAAUUUUUCAGUUUUAUGUAUUUCAUUAUGUCAAUUAAAUUCAAAUAUCGAAAUAAACUCUGAAAAACUGGUUGAUUGUUGAAAUAAAGUUUUAAAUGUUGGGAAAAAAAUAACACUGAC